AUGUCCAAGCGCGAGCCGUCAGCAGGACCUGCAGGCGCGGGCGCUGCCGCCAAUGCCGAUGCGCCUGCACCUUCCGCGAAGCGGCCGAGGAGGAGCCGUUUGGCCGCACGAGUCAAGUUGGCAGAGGACGUCCCCGCACAGUUGCGCCCCGACGCUGAGAUCAUCGAUUACGAGUUCGAGGAGACGCUGGCCGUCCGCAAGGAGAGGAGCCGCUCGGACAAAGCAGUGGAGUUCCACAGGCUCAGCGUGCCCGAAGACCAGGGCGCCAUCAAUGGCAUUGAGAACGUUGACGACAUCUGGGCCUGCGACGACUCCAAGGACUGGCGCAGGGCCCACCUUCCGCUUCGCACGACCCUGAGCCUGAUCAUCGAGAAGAAGGGGUGCGAGGAGUUCGCCUUGCAGAUCGACCAUGGCAUGCAGGCCACGGCCGAGCAGUCGGCGGGUCCUCCUUUCACGGUUUCGGAGGUUUCCGAGAAAGGCUGGCGCAUUGAAGAGUUGUACGAUUUGAUGUCCUGGAGCGAGGUGCUGCAUGUUAUUGGGGAGACGCCGAAGCAGCUCGAGAUCAACGGCAUCGCCAGGAGGCUGCACGACCAGAAGGCGGAGGUGCUCUACCCAGUGCCGCCGACGGACAGGCCCCCUCUCCAGCUGCGCGUGUUCAGCCAGGGGAGCGCUCAGUCGCAGGCCCAGCGGAUUCCGACGAAUGCCCCGCACGUGUAUAGGAACCAGCCCGAGGACAUCCUAGACCACGUCGUGAAGAAGAUGUUUGCGCAGCAGGGCAUCGACAAAUGCAGCUACUCGCAGCCGACCAUCGACGAGCUGAAGGCGCAGGCGGUCAAGAUGAUCAAAGAGGAGGCCGAGAAGAAGGCGGCGAAGGUGGUUGGCGCUGCAGCAGCUGGCUUGAGGAGGACGUCCACAUUCUUGCUGGGGGAGAGUUGCACUGAGGGCGCUGGCACCACGGCCGCUGAGGGCACUCCUGAACCUGGCGAUCGGAGGUCGGCGAUCGAGGAUGGGCCAGCAAUGGAGGCCCCUUCGACUGGAGCUGGAGCGUCCUCCAGCUCGGCUGUCAUAUUUUGCGAUGCGACGCCUUGCAAGGGCUCCGAACCACCGCUCCCCCAGCCGAGCCCUACGCGGGAGGCCUGCACAGACGAGGUGAGCAUAUUCCACAGCCGACCGACGCCUAGGAAAAUCCAACAGCAUGAGGUGGAGAGCCCGCUCGGGACGGCGCUUCACUGGAUCCAGAGGAGCCCAUUGCGGCAUGCCCUGCUCGGCGAGGAGAUGAAACGGGAGCUGAACCAGCUCGGCAUCAUCAAGAGGAAGGUUUGCGGAGCAGAGGCUAGCAACAUCAGCAAGCACGAGGAGCAUCUCAAGCUUGCCAUUGAGCUGUGGAAGGUCAAUUGCACCCAGCAGAAGCUCACGAGGGCGAGGCGUGACCUGGUGGUGGCCACGCUCGAUGGCGCUGGGGUCAGCUGGCCGCCCGAGACGCAGGUCGACCUCUUGUCGUGGGAGUUGAAGGGCAACGUGAUGAAGAUCGAUGAAAUUAUCAAGGCCGGCGCAACGUCCGAUUGCAGUGGCACGCUCUCCGAUGGGAUUGGGCUUUACUUGCCCUGGCGUACGGGCGCUGACACGAUCAAGUUCGAUGCUCAGCGGCCGACGCUCGGCAAGUGCUGCAUCUCAGAUCCUAUACGGGCCGAUCUCUUCAUCAACUUCGCCAUCACGGACAGGCUCGUGGCGUGGGCUGAGAAAGGUCAGGCAUAUCAGAGGGUCGUCUUGGAUUACAUUCGCAUCUCCAAGGCGCUGCUGGUCAUUCCAGAGGAGGAUGCAGACCUCGGCCGCUCCUCGGCCAUGGCCUUGUCCAUGGUCCUCAAAGUUUUCGACGUGGUGGAAGCCGUGGCGGCCAACGCGGACACGGUCAGCGCGGCAACGGACAUGGACGUGUUCGCAGAUAUGGAGGAGGUCUUGGCGGCGUCGCAUCUGACAGACAGGGAGAGCGUGUUCGGCAUUGUCGGGCAGGCGCUUUCGAAAGCAGAGCCCUGGGCCUCCAAGUUCUCUUUGGGACUUAAGCGCGCGAAGGUUCUCAAGCAUUACGCCCCAGGCAUCUCGGAGAAGAUCGGUAAGACCACUUCUCUGGAUAUCACGCCCUCGAUGGAGUUCUGCAGCAAGGUUGAUGAUAUUAUGCCAGAAGUUCCUUACUUCACGAAGUUAGCGGGCCCUCAGGCCACGGAGUGUUUCGAAGCUGCGCUCUGCCAUAAGAUCAACUCCAGCGCUGAGGCAUUACUUGAACUGGUUCAGAAGGAGCCGAUCGAGUCCAAGUCUGAGGGGUGA
Prorocentrum cordatum is the source of this 2322-nucleotide messenger RNA. Lineage: Eukaryota; Dinophyceae; Prorocentrales; Prorocentraceae. The record is from the annotation of a GenBank genome assembly.